CCAACACGCCGAAGAGGCUACAAAUAACCUUCGAGGAGAGAGCCCAGGAGGGGGAGAGCGAGGCGCGAAGAGGAACGUGGGUCGGCCAGGCUACCACUCCUCGGAGAGAAAGGACUUCGUCGGUGCUAGAUACCACAUGGAAAAAGCCAUUGAAAACCCACGCGUAGUUUAAAUAACAGACACUAGAACUCUGUUUUGGAUUCAGGAGCUAAAACAAUCUUUAAAACAAGUGCCCAAACAGCUCCACACCCUGCCAGGCAAGUUCCGAAAUCUGCACUUUCCACACGAGCUCCUCCAAGUGAAAGAAAGAACCCGUGCACCGCCAGGGUCUGCAGACCGCUCUUUCUGAACCCCACCCCCUUGUCCAGCAGCCUGGAGAAUCGGAAGAACUGGAUCUCCCCCACGUGGAAAAGCCGGCGGGUGAAUAUGGUUGGAGUUCCAAGAUCGAUCUUUGAUCUUUGGGCACAAACUCAGAGGCAGCGGCUAAAUCACAGGGUGCACCCAUGUUCCCAAGCGGCUGCAGAGAGGCAGAUUCCACUGGAGUCCUAAGUAGACACAACAGUUGCGUCCGGGCACCGAACACGUUAUUAAUAAGGAGCAGAUGAAGAAGCAGUGCCGUUGCCAUCCGCCCAGCUCCCCCGAGGCCAAGGCCCCACUGCAUGGGCCCGGAGGCUGCCUUUGGAAGUUUCCUAAGAACGCGCCCCUCUGCCCUCUACCCCGGCCAGGACAGAUCUGCAGGAGCCUUCCAGCAGUUUCUUCCCAAAUUUCCUUCCCAACCUCCUUUCCAUCGCUGUUCCCCACCCCUCCCUUGGGGAGGAUCCAGGGCAGGAAGCUGAUUGGCCGCAACCAGAAGAGGGAACCCAAAACUCCACUUAGGGGAGAUGCUGCAAGCAAAUGCGACCAAAGACCCUAGGAUAACCGGGUGUGGAGUUCGAGGAAUUGCUUCCCAAGUCCAUGAUUCCCGGAUGCUCAAGGGUGCCAUGGCAACAGAGACUGGCUGUAACCUGGAUUCCGGAAGCCAGAAAGCUGGAGCGUGGAAACUACCCGGUCAAAGGAUGCUGAGUCCCGAGCGCCUAGCUCUACCGGACUACGAGUAUCUGGUGCGCUGUUAUUUCGAGCUUUUCUCUUUCAUUAGGCACUGUGCUCAGCGACAUGUCCUCACGUACAUGGAGGAUGCGGUGUGCCAGCUGCUGGAGAACAAGGAAGAUAUUGGCCAGUAUGGCAUUGCCCGGUUCUUCACUGAAUAUUUUAACAGUGUAUGCCAAGGAACUCACAUUCUCUUUCGGGAAUUCAGCUUUAUACAAGCCACACCUCACAAUAGGGCAUCAUUUUUACGGGCCUUCUGGAGAUGCUUCCGAACUGUAGGCAAGAACGGUGACUUGCUGACCAUGAGGGAGUACCACUGUCUGCUGCAGUUACUGUGCCCAGAUUUCCCACUGGAACUCACUCAGAAGGCGGCCAGGAUCGUGCUCAUGGAUGAUGCCAUGGACUGCUUGAUGUCUUUUUCAGAUUUCCUUUUUGCCUUCCAGAUCCAGUUUUAUUAUUCAGAAUUUCUGGACAGUGUGGCUGCCAUCUAUCAGGAUUUGCUGUCAGGGAAGAACCCCAAUACCGUGAUUGUGCCAACAUCCUCGAGUGGGCAGCAUCGUCAACGACCGGCCUUGGGUGACGCCGGUGUGCUGGAUGGAGUGGAGGCAGCGCUGUUCUAUCAGCGCCUGGAAAACCUGUGUGACCGCCACAAAUACAGCUGCCCGCCCCCGGCCCUUGUCAGAGAGAUCCUGAGCAAUGUCCAGAGGCUGACUUUCUAUGGGUUCCUUGUAGCCCUUUCAAAGCAUCAUGGAAUCAACCAAGCACUGGGAGCUUUGCCUGACAAAGGAGACUUGAUGCAUGACCCAGCCAUGGAUGAGGAGCUGGAAAGGCUGGUGGUGAGGUCGAGGCUGUACCGGACCCCGCGGCAGCACAGGGGCAAGGAGCCAGGGGCCUUUGGCUUUCAGAGAAGAGACAAGCUGGAGGCCCUGGAGAGAGUGCCCUCAGCUUUGGCACCGACGCCCAAUCCAUAUCGGUGGGAGCCCAGAGAGUGAGCGAAGGGCCACUGGGCAGGGAGGCAGGAUGGAGAGGACACUGACCCACAGGGCCCCGUGGGGGCUUUAUUUCGACACCACUUUGUUUCAAUACAAACAGUGCUGAAAGAAAGUCAUGUCCCUCUGGGGAGGGAUGAGGGAAGAGUGGUCUGUGUUGUUUGGGAGCCCAACCUGCAAUCCACAGGUAGGGUUGGGCUCAGACUGCCAGCAUGGCAGGGGGAGAUGGCACCAAGGAUGACACAGUGCGUGGCCCAGCUGCCAGAGUAUGGGGCCUGCAGCUGCAAGUCCUCAAGCUCUCACUGACUGGUGGGGUGCUGUCCAGGACCCCUAAACCCAGAAUGAUGCAAAGAAUGAAAGCUGAGCUCCAGGGGCUUCUUUCUUUCAGAGCCUCAGUUUCCUCAGCCAGUAGCAGGUUCACAGCAUCCAGGUAGGACCACUGAUGAGACCCACCAUGGGUGCCAAGCAGGACACAAAAGGAUAGAAUCUCAAGCAUAGACAGAGGGUGCUAUGACCCACAAUAGUGGCAGAUAAAGGCUCUCAGACACCUAGGCAGAAGUCAGCCUCCGAGGGACAGUAGUGACAAAGAAGAUUGCUCAGGCCCCCAGGCUGAUCCCAAAUAAACCCUUUAGGUGCCAAGCAAAAGUUCUAGCCCUUAGUGAAUUACCAGGGUCUUUCUCCUAAGCCAUCCUCCCCUGGAACCCAUAAGAGGCCACUGACAGUAAAAGCAGUGGCAAGUCCAGAACUUCUCCCUGAGGGCUGAUACAGCACGACUCUUGCUAGGCCUCCCGUAUCUCUAGAAGACGAGGAGGCCCAGACAGACCUCCAAGCCACCUACAUGGAUCCUAAAGCCUGCAAAAGACUCAUGCCUUCCCUACUUCGGGAAGAACUAGACCCAUAAAGUCAUCCUGAUGGAACUCCUCCCCUCAUUCCCAGUGCAACAGGCUAAGUAGCAGCAGCUUUGGGGCAGGACUGGAAGGAAGAACACUAGCAUGGAGAGGAGAGUGUGAAGGGGUGAGGACAAGGACUCAAUGCGCAGGCAAAGGACAAGGGCUGAUGCUGACCAUUCCCCUUGCCAAGGUCCUCCAAAGCCACCCAACUCACACACCACACACAGAAGUCAACAAAUCCCCAGAUCCACAUCCCUGGCCUGGGAACCAGGGUUCUUGCUGCCACCACAGGCCUGAGCCGUGGAGCCUGGAUCAGUAGGAACCGUAGCGAUCCUGAGUGGGGAGAAUAAAAACACAAAGUCAGAGUCUCUCUCUAAUCUGCAGCAGCUCCCCAGUAACCACAACACCUCCCCUGCACACCCUAUAGCACAUUAGGGCAAGCUGCUGUACAGGGCUGGGGACCCCAUGUUGAGAGUAUGUGAUGGAAGCUGAAGUGGAAGCCACCUAGGUACUAAUGGAAAAGGAAGUCCACCAGAUUUCACAGAACCUGGGAGAGAAGAGGAAGAGGAGCAGAAGUAACAAGCUAGGCCAAGUCACCUUAGGGAAAGGCUCAGCCCAAAUACAGGGAUGGAAAACUGCCCUGCCAAGAAUAACAAGCACUCUCUCUACAGCUGCUGGUGGCUCCUCAGCAGUGUCUGGAUUCAGCAGAAAGCAAACUUCCAAGCAUUACUUUUUACAUUUCUUCCCAGGCCAAGCAGCCCAGCCUCACCUGUAAAGAAUUCAUCACACCAUUAGCCAACACUGCCAUCUUGCCGGCCACAGACUUGACACCCUGCUUAAAUUGGGCAAUGUCAGCUGUAGGAAGUACAUUCCCCAGAGAUACAGUUCCUGUAAAAGCAAGGGAAGUGGUGAUCAAGAGCCCUGCAAGAAACCCUUCCCAGCUAUAGGGCCUUCAGCUAUGCUCACAAGCCUCACGGUGCCCUACCUCCUCCAUGAGCUCCAUCCAUGUCCCCAAAGAGGUCUGAAGAGCUGAUGGCACUGCUGCCCGCGAGCUGCUGUAACCGAGACCUGGCUUCAUACUGUGUUAGAGAAAAGGCAAGGUCUAGGGAAUCUUUUGGCCAAUGAUAAAAGAACUGACUUAUGCCAAACCACCCUAAUGCUAAGCCCAAGGACAAGUAGGGAAGAAGCUCAGAAGCUCAGGCUGUGGCCUGUUGCUACCAAGUAGAUAACUUCACUAACCUCAGAAUCCACCUCUCGACCAAAGAACAUGUCAGAUGAGAUGGCUUUGGCUCCUGCAAACUUCUGACGAGCUUCACUGGACUCAAGACCUGAGUUCCGGCUCUCCACUUCCCUCCGGCUGGUGGUUCUGUGGGCCAAUGCAGAACAUCUCUAUCCCUUUCCAUUAUCACCAUGGGAAGCAGAGCACAGAGACCAAAAAAGCACCCAUAGCUUUCUGGCCUGUUCUGUGACUCUGGGAUUAAAGAACCUUUCUCCUAGUGAGUACCCUCCAAAGAUUAGUAAGAGGUCCUCUCUAUUUUCUUCACUGAAGCCAAGGAACAAAGAGCCUCAGUUCCCUCCAUAAGAUGGAGUGGGAACACCGUUUGGAGGGCUUACUUACUACUGUGGCUCAAUAAGGUGCAGAAGAUGCCAUCACCACGGCUGCAAUCCUAGUCCUAUUCAGAAUCUGAAGUGACAGUCUGUGUACCUGGCUUAUAUCCACUCUCCUGCCAUAAUUAUUCAGUGCUGUGAUCACUCUCUCAGAGUCAUGCUAAUGUGGAUAAAAGGGUCAUGCCACUCCACUGACAAUGUACAGGCUCUAGGCUGGGGGUUUUACAACCCAAUGAAGUUAUUACUGAUGUCCUAUUUCACAAAUGGAUUAUCUAUAGUAACUUGCCAACAAAACAUUGUUUCUGAACAAUA
Messenger RNA from Cricetulus griseus (Chinese hamster), 4885 nucleotides. The record is from RefSeq and is a predicted model, not a curated record. NCBI's taxonomy places the organism in Eukaryota, Metazoa, Chordata, Mammalia, Rodentia, Cricetidae.